AUGUCAGUGUCAUUUUUAGCGCCGUCUUUGCGUUUCUCCGUAUUUGAUCCUACGAAAUUGAAGACCAUACAUUCGGCUCUUUUUAAUGUGGUGAGGCACAAGUGGAAUUUCACACACAUGGAGUUGCCCAGUCCGAAAUCCAGAAACUUCAGACGGGAAAUCGAAUGGCCUGAGAAGUACACCAUAAAACCGUUGAACAAUAAACACUUGGCGGGCCGGGAUCCUGCCACCGGCCGAGUCGUUGUCAAGGGCUUAGGUGGUGGUAUUAAACAGAAAUACCAUUGGGUUGAUUUAAAACGAUUUGGACCCACCGGUGAACAUGAUGCUCCCCGAAUUGACCGCGUCUUAGAGAUAAUGGACUGUGGCUGCCGAACAGCUAAAGUGGCAUUGGUUGGUUGUGGCACAAAUUUAAAAUAUAUUAUUGCAACUGUUAAUAUGAAACCUGGAGAUAUGUUGGUCACAUCUGGUUACAUUCCUCGUAUUCCAGUUAAUCCAAAUGAAGGAGAUGCGUAUCCACUCGGUGCAUUGUCUAAGGGAACUAAAGUACACUGCAUUGAAAAGGUGCCAGGUGAAGGUGCACAUUAUGUAAUGACAGCUGGAUCAACAGCUACUAUAUUGAGGCAAGUUGACGACAGAGUCAUUAUUCAAUUGCCAUCAAAAUUACAAGUAUCACUAUCUAAACAUUGUAUGGCAUCAAUUGGACAAAUAUCAAAUGCAAAUCACUUCAAGGAACACAUUGGCAGUCCAAACCGUAAUCGUGAAUUGGGUAAUCGCCCACGGUCUGGAUUGUGGCAAAGAAAAACUGGCCGUUUUGGUCGUAAAAUCAGACCACCACCACCAUUAAAAAUUAUAACUGAACUUGCUCCAAAAAAAAUGGAAAAGGUUACAUUAGAAUUAAGUGCUUUGUUUUGA
This is a messenger RNA of Macrosiphum euphorbiae (potato aphid), 912 nucleotides long. The record is from the annotation of a GenBank genome assembly. Lineage: Eukaryota; Metazoa; Arthropoda; Insecta; Hemiptera; Aphididae.